AUGAUCUUUAUCGACACUAAGACCCUGGCUCUGCAUGUUCGAGAUUAUGCUGAUCCAGAUCAACGGUAUGCCAUCUUGUCGCACGUAUGGGGUCCUACCAAGGACGAGUUGACUUAUGAAGAGAUGAAUGUUGCUCCGCAAGACCGUCCAAAAUCCACGCUCGCAAAGCCAGGGUACCGGAAGAUCAUCGAGACCUGCAAGAUAGCUUCUUCACCUCGGUACAGACUACCAUAUGUAUGGUGCGAUACUUGCUGCAUCAACAAGCCUAGCAGUGCAGAGCUUAGCGAAGCAAUCAACUCCAUGUUCAGAUACUACAAAGAAGCUCGGGUGUGCUUCGCCUAUCUCUUCGACGUCACUGAAAGCGAUUACUCCUUCAUCUCGUCAAAAUGGUUUUCUCGCGGCUGGACACUACAGGAACUCAUUGCGCCGAGGGAUGUCGUCUUCUACAACCAAAAAUGGGAGUUUCGAGGUACGAAAUCGAGCCUGGCUACCCAGAUUACGGAGAUCACAGGAAUUCCUGACAAGAUUCUCAAGCAAGAGAUGGAGCUGAGCGAGAUGCCUGUUGCUCAGCGCUUCUCGUGGGCAGCUGAGCGCAAGACUACCCGGGACGAAGACAUGGCAUACAGCCUCCUUGGUAUAUUCGAUAUUAACAUGGCAAUGCUGUAUGGAGAAGGGUCAAAAGCAUUCAUCCGCUUGCAAGAACAGAUACUCAGCCAAUGUGCUGAUGACUCGAUCUUCCUGUGGAAUGACCAAUUCUCGGAUCAAGAGCUGACAGGCCUCCUUGCUCCUUCUCCGAAAAGUUUUCGACAAAUGCGAUCAAUCACACCUGAGCCGACAGUACGUCCGCGGGACUUUUAUCUUACAAAUCGUGGUAUCCGUCUCAAGCUGGGUCUCGCAUGGGACAACGAUACCGGACUUGCUAUAUUACCAGUAAAGCACUCCCUUGGUACCGUGGGCAAACCUGUUGGUGUAUACCUCAGGCGAGUGGGGCCGGAUUUAUUUGUUCGCGCGCAGCCUCAAAAAUGCCCCUCGGUGAAGACCGAAGUGGUGUACACUGAGUUCACUGCAGUCAAAUCGUUAACAGUUACGCAAGCCGCAACUAUCAUGGACAAAGUCAUGCGAGUAAUCAAGCCUGCGAGUGUCCGUGUCAACCGAGUGGAACCCAAUGGCCUUUGGGAUCCAUCCGCAAAGUGGCUGCACGCAACGCACACUGGCGCCAUCAUCGGCUAUAUGGAGUUCAAAUCCGAUGCAUACCCUGUCUUCGCAUUUGUGUUCUUCUUCAGGAACGGCCAUUGGUCAGCUACCGUGGUCGUUGGUGAUCGGUGGAUUGCUAGGCGGAAGGACUUUUACAGACACUACCAUGUCAAUCUUCAUGAGCUCUGGUAUUUCGACACAAUGGGCGAUUCUAGGAUGGAAAAGAUUGACAGAAUUAAACCUGACUCCCAUGUUUUGACACUGCAUAUGCGAGUCGCAAGGGGUACUGCACGACCCCACCUGGAGAUAAGGGAAGUAGAUAGGAAAGAGGGCUCAUGA
Molecule: messenger RNA, 1533 nt
Organism: Alternaria burnsii
Lineage: Eukaryota; Fungi; Ascomycota; Dothideomycetes; Pleosporales; Pleosporaceae
Exons: 2
Coding region: 1-1533 (510 amino acids)
Source: RefSeq, a predicted model, not a curated record